AAGCCCCUGGCCUUGGCCUUGGCUACUUCACUGUCAUCCGAGUCCUCUCCGGACAAUGGUCCAGUUUGCCAACUCCCUAAAGCGGAUUUUCUGCACCUGAGAUUGUCCUGGUCCCAUCGGCGGCAGAGGCAGCAACCUCCUCUCUCAAGGUGCCCACAGAGCCAAGAUGGCCCAGAAAGGCCAGCUCAGCGAUGACGAAAAGUUCCUCUUUGUGGACAAAAACUUCAUCAACAGCCCCGUUGCUCAGGCAGAUUGGUCGGCCAAGAAACUGGUCUGGGUCCCGUCCGAGAGGCAUGGAUUCGAAGCAGCGAGCAUCAAGGAGGAGAAGGGGGACGAGGUGCUGGUGGAGCUGGCCGAGAAUGGCAAGAAGGUCUCCUUCGGCAAGGACGACAUCCAGAAGAUGAACCCCCCGAAGUUCUCCAAGGUGGAGGACAUGGCCGAGUUGACCUGCCUCAAUGAAGCGUCUGUCCUGCACAACCUCCGAGAGAGAUACUUCUCUGGCCUCAUCUAUACUUACUCAGGUCUCUUCUGCGUGGUGGUCAACCCAUACAAGCAGCUGCCCAUCUACUCGGAGAAAAUCAUUGAUAUGUACAAGGGAAAGAAACGGCACGAGAUGCCCCCUCACAUCUAUGCCAUUGCUGACACCGCCUACAGAAGCAUGAUGCAAGAUCGAGAAGACCAGUCCAUUCUUUGCACAGGGGAGUCUGGUGCCGGCAAAACAGAGAAUACCAAGAAAGUAAUUCAGUAUCUGGCUGUCGUGGCUUCUUCUCAUAAGGGCAAGAAGGACACCAGCAUUACGGGUGAGCUGGAAAAGCAACUGCUCCAGGCCAACCCGAUCCUUGAAGCUUUUGGAAAUGCCAAAACGGUGAAAAAUGACAACUCUUCUAGAUUUGGCAAAUUCAUCCGCAUCAACUUUGAUGUAACAGGUUACAUUGUUGGAGCAAACAUAGAAACCUACCUGCUGGAAAAGUCUCGUGCUAUCCGCCAAGCCCGAGAAGAGAGGACAUUCCACAUAUUUUACUACAUGAUUGCUGGUUCCAACGAGCAGAUGAAGAGUGACCUGUUGCUUGAAGGCUUCAACAACUACACGUUCCUCUCCAAUGGCUACGUGCCCAUUCCCUCUCAGCAGGACGAUGAGAUGUUCCAGGAAACCUUGGAAGCCAUGUCUAUUAUGGGCUUCUCUGAAGAGGAGCAAACUGCUAUACUCAGAUGCAUCUCGUCAGUUCUCCAGCUUGGUAAUAUUGUUUUCAAGAAAGAGAGGAACACCGACCAGGCUUCGAUGCCAGACAACACAGCUGCUCAAAAAGUGUGUCACCUUAUGGGGAUUAAUGUGACAGAUUUCACAAGAGCAAUCCUAACCCCGAGAAUCAAGGUUGGCCGAGAUGUCGUUCAGAAGGCUCAGACCAAGGAGCAGGCUGAUUUUGCAAUAGAGGCCUUAGCCAAAGCAACGUAUGAACGUAUGUUCCUUUGGAUUCUGAGUCGGGUGAACAAAGCUCUUGAUAAAACCAAACGCCAGGGCGCUUCCUUCCUAGGAAUCCUUGAUAUUGCUGGGUUUGAGAUUUUUGAGGUCAAUUCCUUUGAGCAACUGUGCAUCAAUUACACCAAUGAGAAACUGCAGCAGCUGUUCAACCACACAAUGUUCAUCCUGGAACAAGAGGAGUAUCAGCGAGAGGGCAUUGAGUGGAACUUCAUCGACUUUGGACUAGAUCUUCAGCCCUGCAUUGAGCUGAUUGAAAGACCAAAUAAUCCUCCUGGCGUCUUGGCCCUGUUGGAUGAAGAGUGCUGGUUCCCCAAAGCCACCGACACCUCCUUUGUGGAGAAACUCUGCUCAGAGCAAGGCAACCACUCCAAGUUCCAGAAGCAAAAGCAGCUCAAGGACAAGACGGAGUUCUCCAUCAUCCAUUAUGCAGGCAAGGUUGACUACAAUGCAACUGCGUGGCUGACCAAGAACAUGGACCCACUGAACGAUAACGUGACAUCGUUACUGAAUCAGUCCUCUGAGAAGUUUGUGGGAGAUCUUUGGAAAGACGUGGACCGAAUUGUGGGCCUGGACCAGAUGGCCAAGAUGACGGAAAGCUCCCUCCCGAGUGCCUCCAAGACGAAGAAAGGCAUGUUCCGGACAGUCGGGCAGCUGUACAAGGAGCAGCUGACCAAGCUCAUGACCACGCUGAGGAACACCAGCCCCAACUUCGUCCGCUGCAUUAUCCCAAAUCACGAGAAAAGGGCAGGGAAACUGGAUGCCCAUUUGGUGCUGGAGCAGCUGAGGUGCAAUGGGGUCUUGGAGGGCAUCCGCAUCUGUCGGCAGGGCUUCCCGAACCGAAUCGUCUUCCAGGAGUUCCGCCAACGAUAUGAAAUUCUUGCUGCAAAUGCUAUCCCGAAAGGAUUUAUGGAUGGGAAACAGGCAUGUAUACUUAUGAUCAAAGCCCUGGAACUUGACCCCAACCUGUACAGGAUUGGGCAGAGCAAGAUCUUCUUCAGAACAGGGGUCCUAGCCCACCUAGAGGAAGAGCGAGACCUGAAGAUUACGGACGUCAUCAUCACAUUCCAGGCUCAGUCACGAGGCUACCUGGCAAGGAAAGCAUUUGCCAAGAGGCAACAGCAGUUAACAGCGAUGAAGGUCAUCCAGAGAAACUGUGCUGCAUACCUGAAGCUGAGGAACUGGCAGUGGUGGAGACUCUUCACCAAAGUGAAGCCACUGCUCCAGGUGACCCGCCAAGAGGAAGAGAUGCAGGCGAAAGAUGAAGAGCUAAAGUCGAUUAAGGAAAGGCAGAUCAAGGCAGAGAAUGAGCUAAAGGAAUUGGAGCAGAAGCACGGCCAGCUGUGUGAAGAGAAGAACCUCCUCCAAGAGCAGCUUCAGGCCGAAACGGAGCUGUAUGCAGAGGCUGAGGAGAUGAGGAUCCGUCUGGUUGCCAAGAAGCAGGAGUUGGAGGAGAUCCUGCAUGAAAUGGAGGCCCGGAUUGAAGAGGAAGAAGAUCGUGGACAGCAGCUGCAGGCUGAGAAGAAGAAGAUGCAGCAGCAGAUGCUGGAACUUGAGGAUCAGCUAGAAGAAGAAGAGGCUGCGAGGCAGAAACUGCAGCUGGAGAAAGUCACUGCGGAGGCCAAGAUCAAGAAGAUGGAAGAUGACAUCCUUAUGAUGGAUGACCAGAACAACAAACUGUCGAAGGAAAGAAAACUCCUUGAGGAGAGAAUAAGUGAUUUGACGACGAACCUUGCAGAGGAGGAGGAGAAAGCCAAAAACCUCACAAAGCUGAAGAACAAGCACGAGUCGAUGAUCUCGGAACUGGAAGUCCGUCUGAAGAAGGAGGAGAAGUGCCGGCAAGAACUGGAGAAAACGAAGAGGAAGCUUGAAGGGGAGUCGAGCGACCUCCAUGAGCAGAUCGCCGAUCUCCAGGCCCAGAUUGCCGAACUGAAGAUGCAGCUGGCCAAGAAGGAGGAGGAGCUGCAGGUGGCCCUUGCCAGGCUUGAAGAUGAAAUAGGUCAGAAAAAUAAUGCCCUCAAAAAAAUCCGUGAGUUGGAAGGCCACAUCUCCGACCUCCAGGAGGACCUGGAUUCCGAACGGGCUGCAAGGAACAAAGCUGAGAAGCAGAAGCGGGACUUGGGUGAGGAGCUCGAGGCUCUUAAGACAGAGCUUGAAGAUACCCUGGACAGCACCGCCACGCAGCAAGAGCUCAGGACAAAGAGGGAGCAGGAGGUCACGGUCCUGAAGAAAGCUCUGGAGGAGGAGACCCGGACUCACGAAGCCCAAGUCCAGGAGAUGAGGCAGAAGCACACGCAGGCGGUGGAGGACCUCACGGAGCAGCUGGAGCAAUUCAAAAGGGCCAAAGCCAAUUUGGACAAAAGCAAGCAGGGGCUGGAGAAGGACAACGCAGACCUGAGCAACGAAGUCCGGUCGCUGAAUCAGGCCAAACAGGAGGUGGAAUAUAAGAAGAAGAAGCUGGAAGUCCAGCUGCAGGAGCUGCAGUCCAAGUUCAACGACGGGGAGCGCGUCCGGACGGAACUCAACGAAAAAGUCCACAAGUUGCAGGUUGAGGUUGAAAAUGUCACAGGGCUGCUCAGCGAAGCAGAAGGCAAGACCAUCAAGCUGACGAAAGACGUCUCCACUUUGAGCUCUCAGCUGCAGGACACUCAGGAGCUGCUCCAGGAAGAGACUCGGCAGAAGCUCAAUUUGUCGACAAAGCUCCGCCAGAUGGAGGACGAGAGGAAUGGCCUGCAAGAGCAACUGGAGGAGGAGGUGGAGGCCAAGCAGAACUUGGAGAGGCACAUCUCCACCCUGAAUGUGCAGCUCUCCGACUCCAAGAGGAAGUUGCAGGAAUAUGCCAGCACCAUCGAAAGCAUGGAGGAAGGGAAGAAGAAGCUCCAGAAGGAUAUCGAAGGCCUCACACAACAGUUUGAGGAAAAAGCGUCUUCCUACGACAAACUGGAAAAAACCAAGAACCGGCUGCAGCAGGAGCUGGAUGACCUGGUGGUGGACUUGGACAACCAGCGCCAACUCGUUUCCAACUUGGAGAAGAAGCAGAAGAAGUUUGACCAGAUGCUGGCAGAGGAGAAGAACAUCUCUUCCAAAUACGCUGAUGAGAGAGACCGGGCAGAGGCGGAAGCCCGAGAGAAGGAGACCAAGGCACUCUCCCUGGCCCGUGCCCUGGAGGAGGCCCUGGAAUCCAAAGAGGAGUUGGAGCGGACCAACAAAUUGUUGAGGGCUGAGAUGGAAGAUCUCGUGAGCUCCAAAGACGACGUCGGCAAAAACGUCCAUGACUUGGAGAAGUCGAAGCGGGCCUUGGAGCAGCAGGUGGACGAGAUGAAGACCCAGCUGGAAGAGCUGGAGGACGAGCUGCAAGCGACGGAAGACGCCAAGCUGAGGCUGGAGGUCAACAUGCAAGCCCUGAAAGGCCAGCUGGAAAGGGAAUACCAGGGCAAGGACGAGCAGAACGAGGAGAAGCGGCGGCAGCUGCAGAAGCAGCUCAACGAGCUGGAAGCAGAACUGGAAGACGAGCGCAAGCAGCGAGGCGUGGCUUCCGCCGCCAAGAAGAAGCUGGAGGUGGACAUCAAGGACCUGGAAGGGCAGGUGGACUCUGCCAACAAAAGCCGAGAGGAAGCCAUCAAGCAGCUGCGGAAGCUCCAGGCUCAGAUGAAGGACUUCCAGCGGGAGCUGGACGAUGCCCGGGCUUCCCGGGAGGACAUCUUCGCCACAGCCCGAGAAAACGAGAAGAAGGCCAAGUCCCUGGAGGCUGAAGUGAUGCAGCUGCAAGAGGAUUUGGCGGCUACCGAGAGAGCCCGGAAGCAAGCAGAGCAGGAGAAGGAGGAUCUGGCCGACGAGCUAGCAGGUUCUGCUUCGGGGAGGACAAGCCUCCAAGAGGAGAAGCGGCGCCUGGAGGCCAGGAUCUCCCAGCUGGAAGAGGAGCUGGAAGAGGAGCAGAGCAACAUGGAGACCAUGAGCGAGCGCUUCCGGAAAACCGUGCUGCAGACAGAGCAGCUGAACAACGAGCUGGCGUCAGAGCGCACCACGUCCCAGAAGAACGAUAGCGCCCGGCAGCAGCUGGAGAGGCAGAACAAGGAGCUGAAGGCCAAGCUGCAGGAGAUGGAGGGGGCUGUCAAGUCCAAGUUCAAGGCCACCGUUGCAGGCCUGGAGGCCAAAAUCACACAGCUGGAGGAGCAGCUGGAGCAGGAAUCCAGAGACAAGCAAACGGCAGCCAAGGCUCUGCGCCAGAAAGACAAGAAGCUCAAGGAGGUCUUGCUGCAGGUGGAGGAUGAGCGGAAGCAAGCCGAGCAGUACAAGGACCAGGCGGACAAGGCCAGCACCCGGCUCAAGCAGCUGAAGCGGCAGCUGGAGGAGGCGGAAGAGGAAGCACAACGCAUCAACGCCAGCCGCCGGAAGCUGCAGCGGGAGCUGGAAGAGGCCACGGAGAGCAACGACUCCCUGGGGCGGGAGAUGACGGCACUGAAGAGCAAACUCAGGCGGGGGAAUGAGACCACCUCCUUCGCCCCCCCACGCCGGUCAGGAGGCAUGGGUGGCGGCCGGCGGCCGAUGGAGAACGCCACGGAGGGGAUGGAGGAGGACGUGGACGCCAGAGACGGGGAUUACAACGGAACCAAAGCUGGUGACUAAAGACACCGCCACGCUUGCACAUUUAAACGCUGCAGCCAAGAAACAAGCUGGGGGGGCAGGGGGCAGUCCGUUUUAAGUGCCAUAAGCCCCCUUGACUCCAAAGCCUCAUACACCCACCUUAGGGCAUCGGUAAGAACACAGCAGUCUUUUUUCUCCAGUGUACACAUUGGCACCCUUAGCCACGGCGGGAUCCUUUCCCAGAAAUUAUUCCAAAGAGAUUGUACUUCACCGAGGGAGAAACGCAAAUUGUGGUGUGGUCAUCGCAACAGCCCUGGUUCUUUUACACACUCCUAUCCACUGGCCCGCCCCGCCCCCUUCUCCUUAGCCCUUCCUUUUACCUUCCUGCUCGGUUUCUGUUGGUGUUUGUGUCUGAAUGCGGCACUCUCCACUAAAACUGCACAGAGUUCACCAGUUCCAAGUGCCUUCCUUUGUCACUAGAUUUUUUAAUGGGGGGGGGAGAGGAGCAAUAAAUCAACUGUUAAUGGUUUUAGAUUAAUUUUGUGCUUAACACACACUAAUAAAGGUUUAUAAAAUCACUGGA
Molecule: messenger RNA, 6644 nt
Organism: Hemicordylus capensis (graceful crag lizard)
Lineage: Eukaryota; Metazoa; Chordata; Lepidosauria; Squamata; Cordylidae
Gene: MYH11
Product: myosin heavy chain 11
Exons: 40
Coding region: 167-6103 (1978 amino acids)
Cellular component (GO): myosin complex
Molecular function (GO): ATP binding; cytoskeletal motor activity; actin filament binding
Source: RefSeq, a predicted model, not a curated record